CUGUUUGAAAAACUGUCAGCAAAAUACCAAUAUGAAGAAAUUGAAAGAAAAAUAAAACCUGGGCAACUCUAUGAGUUCACUGCGUCUAUUACUUUAAUCCUAGAUGGCAGUAAAAGCAUUAUUGUGGAUACUGGACUAGGUACAGAAUCAGACAUACGAAAAUUGAUAAAACGAGGAUGUCUCCAAUUAAACAAAUUUGGUAUUAAACCGUCCGACGUAUCCUACGUUGUGACUACACACGGGCAUCCCGAUCACUCUGGUAAUACUAAUGAUUUUGUGAAAGCCACUCACUACACUAGCGUUUUUCAGCAUCAAAAUAAUCGCUUUAAACUGUCCGCUCUUUUUGAAGUAAUGCUAACCACCAAUGUUUAUCUGCAGAAGACGCCUGGUCACACUCCUGAAGAUAUUUCAGUGAUUGUUAAAAAUACAAAAGACUAUAACACUGUAUUCAUUUCAGGCGACGUUUUCAUGAGAAAGGAGGAUGUCACUUAUCCAAUGAUGUGGAAGCCACUGUCAAACAAUGUUACAGAGCAAACCGAAUCCCGAAGAAAGUUGCUAUGUCUAGCAAAUUCAAUAGUGCCUGGACACGGACCGAUGUUUACUGUUACUGAGGAAAUGAGAAUAAAAGCUGGCUGCGGCAAGUAA
Enterobius vermicularis (human pinworm) is the source of this 645-nucleotide messenger RNA. Lineage: Eukaryota; Metazoa; Nematoda; Chromadorea; Rhabditida; Oxyuridae. The record is from the annotation of a GenBank genome assembly.